Molecule: messenger RNA, 1683 nt
Organism: Cladophialophora psammophila CBS 110553
Lineage: Eukaryota; Fungi; Ascomycota; Eurotiomycetes; Chaetothyriales; Herpotrichiellaceae
Exons: 2
Coding region: 1-1683 (560 amino acids)
Source: RefSeq, a predicted model, not a curated record
AUGUCUACAGCUGAGGCCUUCCAACACCGUCCUCUCGAUUUGACUCAGCCUGGGAUACGGGUAUUAGACCUCUUACCGCUACAAGCUGAUGGCGCUAUCAGGUGCAGACUACGCCACGAUGUACUCGGUCCUAGUUUGCAAUUCUCAGCCGUAUCAUAUGAGUGGGGGAGCCUCGUGUCGGGAAAGCAUGAGAUUUACAUCGAUGACAUGAGUUUCCAGGUUCACCACAAUCUCCUCCUGUUGUUGACGGCGCUCCUCAAUAUCUACCCCACUGAUGGAUACAAAAGCCUCUGGAUCGAUGCUCUUUGUAUUGAUCAACUGAAUAUUGGAGAGAAGAACCACCAAGUGCAGCAAAUGAAGAACAUAUAUCAGACGGCCGCCAAUGUUUUAGUCUGGCUCGGACCUUCAGAUGACAAAACCGACCGGUUGUUCGAUUUUCUGCAAGACCUGUGCAUUCCGGACUCAGCAGAAAAUGCUGCCCGGUCAGUCGCACAGUUGACCCUGGAGCAAUGGAAACAUUAUCAAGACAAAGUUUUUGGUGCAGGAGUCCCUGUGUGGGAGGCUUGUGAGGCAUUGUCUAAGCGCACUUACUGGAGCAGGACGUGGAUUCUACAGGAGAUAUUGCUUGCAAACCAGCCAUUGAUUUUCUGCGGCGACAAUAAGGUUCCGUGGCAAGCGUGGGCCAUCCUGCUUGACACGCUAGACAAAAAUCCCGUCGAGUUCGUCAAAAUCUGGGCACCAGAUAUCUGGGGAUCGCCCGCCAUGUCUGUUUCCCGGGAAUGGUUCGCAUUGAUUGAUGAGGGCCCGCGCGAGAAUUUAAUCCAGCUGACUACGGCAUUCAGAAAGAGCGAAUGUUCGAUUUUACAAGACAAAGUUUAUGGCCUACUUGGACUGCUCUCAGGCGGAUCUAAAUUACUUGUCGACUAUGAUCGUGAGAUUGAAGACUUACUCCUCGAUCUGUUAGAAAUGACAACGUCUGACACCACCAUUUCGGAUGUUGAAAACUUGCUGGAAAUGUUCGAGAUCAACACCUUGUCCUCCAUCCAAAUGGCGCUGGAUUGCGUCUACGCCGGAAAGCGCCCGAUUGCUCAAAGUUCCGGUUGGUUGAAAAUCGGUGCGAUAUUAAAAGGCACAAAUGCAGCAAAAGAUAUUUCAUCCCGAGUGCACUUGAGACAACUUCGAUGGUGCAACCAGCUGGAAAGUCAACAACUGAUCUGGAGAUUCACGAGCCCCUGCGAUUUAGACAGUUGGAGCUCCGGAAGGUGGAAGGACCUGCAACCGCCGUUUCUGAAGUCCAAUCUCUUGACCCACGCACGUGACGUCCUCGAUUUCUCGAAGCCGUACGACAAGCCCUGCGCGAAACCCCAAACAAGCCCACAUCAUACAAAUCCCCGCUUCGCGAUCGGAUUUACAAGAUUCGAAAUCAUGCCGUCACCAUCCAAAGUCCCAGACCGCUUUAUGAUCCACGUUACUCUGUACUUUGCCCCCGAAGACGUGCCCGUCGCCCUGGAAGCGUGCAGAACCCUCUUCGAAGAGGCGUGGAAGGACCCCCGGCUGGACUUCUGUCAGAUUGUUCAAGACGCCAACGAGGCGGGCACGAUUCGCAUUCAGGAAGCGUGGAAUGCGUCGAGGAAGUAUCUGGAAGAGGUAUGUAUCGAGUACCGAGUGCUCGCUUUUCAUUAG